Molecule: messenger RNA, 984 nt
Organism: Lathyrus oleraceus (garden pea)
Lineage: Eukaryota; Viridiplantae; Streptophyta; Magnoliopsida; Fabales; Fabaceae
Exons: 3
Coding region: 1-984 (327 amino acids)
Source: RefSeq, a predicted model, not a curated record
AUGAAGACCGGAAUGUACGAAGUCAAUGGCAUAGACCACGUCAAUGCUAAAAUGGAUGCUCUUACUCAAAAGACUGAGAACUUAAACAUAACCCCAACAGCUGGAAUAGCUGUUGUGGCUCCCAACUCCGAAUUAUGCGGAACUACUGGUGGGAAGAAAUUAGAUGGACCAGUUAACCCAAGACUUCAAAACCCAAUCGUGUAUCAAAAAUCUAGUAAAGCAACUAAAACGGUAACAACCGAUGAUCAACCAGAAGAACAAAAGGAUAAAGGAGAGGAAAACAAAAAGGAAGAUGCCGUAGAGAAAGAAAAACCUUAUAUGCCUCCGCUACCAUACAAACCACCUAUACCUUAUCCUCAAAGACUUGCUAAGUCUAAAAAUGAAGGGAAAUUUAAGAAAUUCUUACUUAAAGAUAUCUUAUCUAAUAAGAACAAGUUUGAGGAUAAUGAGACUGUUACACUUACUAUGGAGUUGCGCGCUGUAAUCCAGAAUAACAUGCCUCCUAAGCUAAAAGAUCGAGGUAGUAUUUCCAUACCUUGCUUAAUCGGAAAUUUUGUCAUAGAUAAAGCUUUAUGUGACUUAGGAGCCAAUGUUAGUUUAGUGCCCUUAUCCAUAUGUGAAAAACUCAAAUUAGGAGAAGUAAGACCGACGAGAAUGUCUCUUCCACUAGCUGACUGUUUUGUUAAAUUUUCAGUAAGUAUGCUAGAGAACAUCCCCGUUCAUAUAGGUCAAUUCUAUAUUCCCACCGACUUUAUAAUAAUGGACAUAAAGGAGGAUUCCAACAUCCAUAUCACUUUAGGAAGACCCUUUUUGGCCACUGCUGAAGCUAUCAUAGAUGUGAAGAAAGGAAAGCUAACCUUUGAGGUUAAGGAAGAAAAAGUUGAAUUUAUUAUAUCACAUUUCUUAAAGGCACCAACUAUAGAAUAUUCGUGUUGUUUCCUAGAAGUCAUCGAAGAAUUCAUUAGAGAAAUGGAGAUGGAAUGA